This is a messenger RNA of Camellia sinensis, 729 nucleotides long. The record is from RefSeq and is a predicted model, not a curated record. NCBI's taxonomy places the organism in Eukaryota, Viridiplantae, Streptophyta, Magnoliopsida, Ericales, Theaceae.
AUGUCAAUAGUUGUAAAUGAAAUAUACAGGGAAAUUGGCAAUCGGAACUUUCUUACUCUUUUUUCACCCAAACACCCACUCAAUCCCUAUAUAUAUUGCUUGGAGCCAAGUGUCUCUCCAAAACCCUCUCUGCUCUCUCUCUCUCUCUCUCUCUCCCACUUCUGCCCAAACACCUGUGUUCAACUCCCUCUCUACACGUUCUCUCUCAGUGGAUUUGAGGUUUUGAUUUUCGCCCUAGUGACAGGGAUUUUCUUCGCAAGUAGACCAAUUUUUAUUUUUACAAAAUUCUACUGCACCGCCGCUGCUCAUCAUCAUCGUCAGUCUACUGCUACCAUUGAAGAGGAAGAUCAACAAAGAGCAAAAACCCAAUUCAGCAUCGACAGCAAGCUGCUGUUCUCGGGGAAGAGUGGCAAUGGGUUGGCUGCUUCCCAUGAGCAAAUUAAAUGGAUUCAAAAGGUACAUAUGCAUUGGCUUGAAGUAGUGUUUGAUUAGCUCAUAAAAAGUUGUUGCGAUUUUGUUUGCUGCAAUGGUUGAUUAGGUAAUUGGUCUCCCUUCCAUUAAUGGAUUUGUCAAUAAUUUGUUGCUUAUCUAUUGUUUCAUUUUACAUGCUGUGAAAAUUAAGAAUCUGUUUUGAUGGCUACUGUGAUUGCUCUAGACAGAAAGAGUACUAUUCUGUUGCGUAGAAUUGAACACAACUCUCAAAAAAAAUGUGCCCCACACAUUACGAGA